Molecule: messenger RNA, 975 nt
Organism: Penicillium odoratum
Lineage: Eukaryota; Fungi; Ascomycota; Eurotiomycetes; Eurotiales; Aspergillaceae
Exons: 1
Coding region: 1-975 (324 amino acids)
Source: RefSeq, a predicted model, not a curated record
AUGCAGUUCGACAAAAAGUACCUGCGUCAAAAUCAGUUUCAGGCACUGCCACUUGAGCUAGCACUCCAGAUUAUGGGAAGCAUAUUGGGGUACAUACUUGCCGCUUUAGUGACACCCGCUGGGCUAUCGUGGACCACACCAAACCAUCUCUGGUUUAUUAUUGGCAUUCAAAUUCUGAGAACUGCUUAUGUUGUUCUCAUGAGUGGCCGUGACUCCAAUCAUCUUGUCUAUAAAACCGCCCCAAAGGACCCGAACUGGGUGUUCGUGGGCCCAGAGUUUCACACUCUUCAUCAUGUGUAUCCGGAUCGCUAUAUCGGCUCGUUCGUCAAGAUUCUCGACUGGGUUUGCGGUACCGCAUACACCUUCAGAGGGAAGCGCUUUGCAAUUAUUGGGGCAAAUGGGGUCUUUGGCCAGGCAAUGGUGUCAGAACUCGAGCGUGAAGGGGUGAAAAGCAUUCGAAAGUUAAAAUAUGGUACUGAUUGGGACCACGAUAACUUUGAGAAUGUGAUUCCAGUCCUUGCCGACUCUAACAUUCUGAUCUUAGCUGACGGAUGUAAAAUGCAGGAUUCUGUUGAAUCAAAUUGCAAUUCCGCCGUUCAGCUUGUCAAAUUAUUCAAAAAAUGCAGAGCCACAUAUCCCGCUGGCCCGACGCUUCCAGAAGUCUGGUACGUUGGCAAUGAGACGGAAUUUUACCAGCCCUGGGGAAAUGUGCAGCAGCUUUCUGGGGUUAAAGGAGGGUUCUUGCCGUACGCUCGCCUGUUUACCGAUGAUCAUAAUAUUCUUUACCGUCAUAUCGUCCUAUCAACGUUUCAUUCAUUCGUGGUAACUGCUGAUAUAUCUGCCCACAGAGCAGCUAAAUCCGCGAUGUGGUGGAUCAGAAGAGGUGCAACAUAUGUGCCUGUCACAUAUACAGGAACUGCAUGUUUAAACUAUCUGAAGUUUAUGUUUUUAAUUCCUUACGCACAAGACGUAUAA